Messenger RNA from Capronia coronata CBS 617.96, 1329 nucleotides. RefSeq lists its product as uncharacterized. Gene Ontology annotation, molecular function: misfolded protein binding. Gene Ontology annotation, cellular component: i-AAA complex. The transcript has a single exon. The record is from RefSeq and is a predicted model, not a curated record. NCBI's taxonomy places the organism in Eukaryota, Fungi, Ascomycota, Eurotiomycetes, Chaetothyriales, Herpotrichiellaceae. Bases 1 to 1329 code for a protein of 442 amino acids. Gene Ontology annotation, biological process: protein quality control for misfolded or incompletely synthesized proteins.
AUGAAGUCCAUUCCGCGCACGUUCGAGGCAACCCGGGGUCUCGAAUUCGUUCAGAGGCUGCCCGCUCGUGCGUCUAGGAACGGCUUCCACAGCCUGCAUCGAAGUCGGCCGCAAGGCAGCAAUCGACCAUCCCAUAAGCCUUGGAUUUCGACGAGGACGGCAAAGACAUAUGCACGGCCACCCAACCGAUUCGAGCAGAUGGUCAUCGAUGCACGGUUACAGCAUCCCAUACUGUUCCCUACGUUACUGAUCGGUGCGCUGGGCUCAGUCUCGCUGUUCACUGUGAUGGCGUAUAACGAAUACAUGAGGGGGAAAACAUCUGCAUAUCCACCGGCGGUCGAAGAACAGUUGAGACAGGCGCUACACUAUUGCCACGUGAAGCCGGAUCCCGAGGCCUCAGCGCAAUACUUUAUGGAAGCGAUCAAGAAGGCGGACGAAGUCGGGAUGGACCCUUUCGGUAAAGAAGCAAUGGGAAUCCGGAUACGCUUUGCACAAAUGUUGGAGGAAUUCGGUCAUGUGAAGGCUGCCAUCGAGAUACUCGACGGCAUCACCAAAGAUUUACAGCAGAAGCUGGCCGAGGUAGACGAGCAGUUGUCCCUCAAAUCCGACAAGCCAUCUGAUGGUGACGUUGCCAAAGCUGAACAGCGGAAAGCUUUGGUUAAGGGCAUCAUACAAAAUAAGGUCAAGGUAUCAUCAUUGUACGAAAGCGAUUAUAUCCAAGACCGAACAAUGGCAAAGCAGACUCUGUCUGAUGCAGUGGCAUUGGUCGUGAAAGAGACGAAGGAUCCACAGCUCAAGGGCUUUACAGAUGACAACGGCGCAGGUCUGACGACUGGUGAAAUCGCUGCUAUGCUGUCUCAGAUGGGCGAUCUGUACGCCACUACGGGCGAGGAAGCGAAUGCAGUGCAGGUCUACAUGCUCACCUUGCAACCACUGAGGGCUUCAUGCGACGGCAGCAGGUCGUGCAAGGAGGUCCAGGUGCUGAGUAAUAUCGCCUCCACCAUGGGCGUUGCGCUGAAAAAUCCUGGCGCCAAGGUCAACGGGAAACCAGCCACCAAAGAAGCGUUGGCUGCGGGAAGGCGAGCCGCUUUGAAAUGGGCUGACCAGGCUGUUGCCACUGCUGAAGUUGUUAAGCCUGAAGACCGUGACGAGAUAUGUGAUUUGGCGCUUCUGUCGGCGCAAAUGACACGUGCAGACCUGCUGUUAGCGAAUGGUGAGAAGAGCAAGUCCCGUGAGGUGUUCCAGAGUUUGUUGCCGACACUGAAAGAGAGGAACAUCGUCCCUCUGGUCAAGGUCGCAGAGCAAGGAUUGAAAGCCGCCGGUGGUUGA